AUGGGAGAAGAAACCCCGAGAGAGUCUGUGUGUAUGUGUGUCAGCAAAGCAGUUUGCUUCCGCAUCAAAGGAACGCAGGAGUUGCCAUACCAAAUCGAGCUAAUGGUUCGUUGGUUUGGUGUCUUCCUUUCAGCAGUAGCCAGUAAAUAUCAGCUGUCUCCAACGGUGAACAUGCCCCAGGAUGACACUGUCAUUAUUGAAGAUGACAGACUGUCCGUACUCCCUCCUCAUCUCUCUGACCAGUCGUCAUCCAGUUCCCACGAUGAUGUUGGGUUUGGCACUGUUGAUGCUGGUGGAUGGGCUAAAGCUUCAAUUAAUGAAUCAACAGACUGCACUCUUAGUCCAGAUGUUGAUCCAGUGCUUGCCUUCCAGCGAGAGGGUUUUGGACGCCAGAGCAUGUCAGAAAAGCGUACAAAGCAAUUUUCAGAUGCCAGUCAGUUGGAGUUUGUUAAAACACGAAAAUCCAAAAGCAUGGAUCUAGUAGCUGACGAGACUAAGCUCAGUACAAUGGAUGACCAGAAAACAGGUUCUCCAACCAGAGAUGUGGGGCCUUCAUUAGGUCUGAAGAAGUCCAGCUCAUUAGAAAGUCUGCAGACAGCCGUUGCUGAGGUGACUCUGAAUGGUGAUAUUCCCUUCCACCGCCCACGCCCGCGAAUUAUCCGAGGACGAGGCUGCAAUGAGAGCUUCAGAGCUGCCAUAGACAAAUCAUAUGAUAAACCUGUAGCAGAUGAUGAUGAUGAAGGCAUGGAAACAU
Eurypyga helias (sunbittern) is the source of this 754-nucleotide messenger RNA. Its product is annotated as partitioning defective 3 homolog. Gene Ontology annotation, molecular function: phosphatidylinositol binding. The transcript is spliced from 5 exons. NCBI's taxonomy places the organism in Eukaryota, Metazoa, Chordata, Aves, Eurypygiformes, Eurypygidae. Gene Ontology annotation, biological process: establishment of centrosome localization; cell adhesion; establishment of cell polarity. The annotation marks the transcript as partial. The record is from RefSeq and is a predicted model, not a curated record. Gene Ontology annotation, cellular component: apical junction complex; adherens junction; apical plasma membrane.